Molecule: messenger RNA, 516 nt
Organism: Echinops telfairi (small Madagascar hedgehog)
Lineage: Eukaryota; Metazoa; Chordata; Mammalia; Afrosoricida; Tenrecidae
Gene: ABRACL
Product: ABRA C-terminal like
Exons: 3
Coding region: 144-389 (81 amino acids)
Biological process (GO): regulation of actin filament-based process
Source: RefSeq, a predicted model, not a curated record
CUUCGCCUGUCACUUCCUUCCCCCGCCUCCUGCUUCCUGGUGUGUUCUCCGAGACUCCGGGAGGGACGACGCGCCCCCAGUUCCCCAUCGCAAUAGAAGCCGAGGCUGAGAGGUGAGGGAGUCCCUGGACAGAGGUGGCAGCAAUGAACGUGGAUCAUGAAGUCAACCUCUUGGUGGAGGAAAUUCAUCGCUUAGGGUCAAAAAAUGCUGAUGGCAAGAUAAGUGUGAAAUUUGGCGUCCUCUUCCAAGAUGACAAAUGUGCCAACCUCUUCGAAGCACUGGUAGGAACUCUGAAAGCUGCAAAACGGAGGAAGAUUGUCACCUACUCUGGAGAGUUACUUUUGCAAGGCGUUCAUGAUGAUGUUGAUAUUGUAUUACUGCAAGAUUAAUGUGGUUUGCAAAUCUUUGUGUAUUGCUAUUUUUUGUUUCUGGAAAACUGGAUCAUUAUGUCAAAGAACAAACUUGUAAACACACUUAAUGUAUUUUUAUAGAACUUUAUAAACAAAAGGAAGCUCA